AUGCUAACAUCAAGUAUUACACCUGAGAGAAAACAAGUCCUGAACACACCAAAUGCAAUAUCCAGAAGAAAAAUUCAAGAAGAGGAUUCUACAGUUGAGAUUCCAGAUGCAAUCCAAUUUAAAAAUGCCUUGAAGCAGUUUGAAAGAUUAGUGGAAAGAACUGUGUCUCAGAAGCGGGACGAAAGGUUAGGCUUGUAUGUAAAAGAUGCUGAGGAAAUCGAUUAUGAAAAAUUCUAUGCUGCAGUCCAGGAACUUUUUGGGACAGAUGUAAAAGCUCAAGAUGUUAAAACUUUCUAUAGAAAGAUUAAUAACAACCCAGAUGGACGGACAGAAUGGUGUGAGAUCUUUGGGUACUAUAUACUGGAGGGUGAUGCUCUCGCUGCUCAACUUGAUGAAGAAAAUAUGGUUUUCCUAGUAUCCAAAAAACAGCGAAUUACAAAAGCAGGAGUCAAGAGACGUGAUGUAAUAAAAUGCAUAGUAAAGAUAACACAGCUGGAUUUUAUACUAACAGCAUCUCAAAAAGGAAUGUUGUCCAUUUUUAAUAGCCAGAUGAGGAUGCUGGCAAGCACAAGUAUUCCAGAUAGUUCCUGGAUAAGUGGAUGUGAUUUCCUGAGUCAGCUCAAGCGUGUGGUUGCAAUAACGGAAAGAAGCAUCAUCAUAUGGGAUUAUAAAACACAAGGGACAGCCAUGGAUAACUGUUUUAUUAUCAAACCGAUGGAACAUUGUCUCCUCUCUGUCUGUUCCGUUCACCGACCAGCAGAAUUGCUUGUGAAGGAUGACAUCUUAAUGGGAGAUGAUGCAGGAUUUGUAAACUUGUUUUCUAUGACCAGUGACGAUUUUGGUCUAAAACAAUCCAAAUCUAAAAAAAAAUCACAAAUAAUGGUGAUAGAUUCUAAGAAAUUCAAAAAUAUUAAACGCAAGCUGCAUAAUGACUGGGUGGUGAAAGUAAAAUAUAUUCCAACCUUGAAUUGUUUUGGAUCAUGCUCUUUGGACAGUGUUCAUUCUUUGGUACUGGAUGACCUCAGAAGGCUAGAAGACAACAUAGCUGUCAGGGAAUUUUCUAUACCAAGAGGAGUGAAUGCCUUCACAUAUUGCACAAAAGCCAAUAUUGUUGUUACUGGAGGAGAUGAUAAAAUUCUACGCUUGUGGCACCCUAACAUCAACACAAAGCCAGUGGGAAAGCUGAUGGGGCAUUUAUUUAGUAUUACAGAGAUUGUCACCAAUGAAAAAGAUCAGCACAUCAUUAGCCUUUCUACUGCAAAGAUUUUUAGAGUAUGGGAUAUCCAGACCCUUUCACUAAUGCAGGUCUUCCAUGACAGUCAAUCAGGGCCCAGAGAGGCACAGAUCUUUGCCAUGUUAUUUGAUAAUAACCAUGGUACACUGAUUACAGGGUCGGCUGUCAUUGAUGUCUAUCCUCUGACCCGGAUGAUACAAGACACCAAACAGGUCCCACAGACACAUGAACGGAACAUCAAUGUACUACUUUACAACAAAGCUUUUCACCAAGUCCUUACUAUCUGUUCUGAGUCUGUAGUAAGGGUAUGGGAAUUGGAAACAGGGCAGUUGAUAUACCAGAUUGAGGAUGCUCAUGGGUCUAAUGUUGAAGUUACAUGUGCAGCAAUUGAUAACAAUGGGUUUCACCUUGCCACAGGAGCAUGUGAUGGGACUGUCAAAACAUGGGAUUUUGGAAGUGGACAGGAACUUAAAGGUUUGCCUCUAGGCAAGGAAAUCAAUGAUAAUGAACAUUGGCUGUUGCAGAUGGUUUACCUGAAUGCUAGCGAGAGUAGACAUGUGAUCCUGGCCUUGGAGUACAGCGGAUUGAUCAAAAUUAUUCAGGCUAAUGAAGGUGAGCCUUUCUUCUCUAUUACCUGGAAUCUUCCUGAUGCUGUUUCAGUUGCACUACAAGGCAAUUCAUUGAUUUCCCUCAAAUUGAGUCCCAAUCCCAAGAAAAUUAAUGGAUUUUUCCCAGAUAUCGAACUGUUGCCUAAUAAGGGUCCUGAAAAAUCAAAUACAGAGAUACCUCAGGGGACGGAAGUCAAAUGCUUUGAUUUGCUAAGAGUAGAAGGUUAUAAUUUGUUAGCUACUGCAAGUCCAAAUGGUAGUAUCAUCAUGUGGGAUUUUGAAUCUGCCACUGCCAGACACAUAUUCAAAACUAGCAAUAUCACUGAAGGAGAGGAACCUGAAUUACGAGGAAUCAAUAAAUUACACUUCCUUUAUCGACGUACCAUGUCUGAUAGGGAUCUUAGUCAGUCCAAUCUCAGUUCAGAUCCUCAAAGCGAUGACAGUCGUACUCAAGAAGGAGAAGGCAGUAUUGUCAAGCUGGAAAGUGAUAAAAGCGAAUCUGGUGGUAUAGCUGCUUCUUCAGGUAUGAACUCAUCUUCUCUUAUUGUGGAGAACAAAGAAGUAACACCCAGUUUAUUGAGUACUGGAGCUGAAAAAUUGGAACGUUUGAACAUUCCUGUACUUGCCUCAGCUCAUGAAGAUGGUUAUAUCUACCUCUGGACUAUAAUGGGAGAUCUACUGAGAGAAAUUUUGCCUUUCACAAAAAAUCCUCCAAUUCCUUUGACAGCACUGUGCACUGACAUCUCUUAUAAAAUGAUUUUUGCUGCAAAUAAAGAGGGGCAUGUUAUCCGAUGGAGUGUGGGCUCGUUUUUAGAAGAUCCGCGAGAUGUCAAAAAGCGUGUAAAGCAACAAAUUUGCUGGCGAGCUCAUUCCACCAAAAUAGUUGACCUCUUCUACAAUGAAGAAAGAAAUCUGGUGGUGACUGCUUCUGUAGACUGUUCUGUGAGGCUUUGGCAUUCACCCGAUGGACAUUACUUUGGUUAUUUUGGUCAGCGCAGAUUGUUUGACAUUUCUCAACUUACUGAUAUAAUUUUGCCCUGUGAUAUAAAUGAACUUCCCUUCACAAUAAGAGAUGGCAGCAAAUAUAUGGAGAAAAAGCAGAAGUAUGAAUAUCCCCUAGUCCUUGACAGGCAAAGGUGGAAGACUCUAACCAGAAGUUCUUUAUCCUUGAAAAAACCUGGUCCAUCAGAAAUUGAAUAUGAUUUCAAAUUUUUCAAAGCCUUAGCUUCUCCAAAGAUUAACAAACAGCCUCUGGAAAGUUUCAAAUCUGGAAACAAAGAUGCCGGUAUUGUAUUUGGCUCUAUACCUAUAUAUAGGGUUUUAAGUCCCCCAAGUUUGACAAGUACUACUACAGGAAAAAAUGGAUCUGUCGACAGUAUCAUCAAGCGAAGCAGAAUAAUGUUUACUACACCAUCACGUUUCAUGAUUAGAAGGGAUGGAGAUGCUAGCCAGACACCAAUCUCCUCCCCAUCACGUACAGGGUCCCAAUAUAAAAGCCGUGAACAUGUUGUGAUGGAACAUUACAGAAAUAAAACCUAAACAACAAAGCAAAAUCAGUGAUCUGAAUUACUGUACUGAAAUUAAAUUUCAAUCUUUCAUUACCAGGACAUCUAAAGGUCAAACUUCAAACUUUCUUUACCUGCUACUGAAAGGAAUAUCUGUCAGGUCAUAAC
Messenger RNA from Anolis sagrei ordinatus, 3515 nucleotides. The record is from RefSeq and is a predicted model, not a curated record. NCBI's taxonomy places the organism in Eukaryota, Metazoa, Chordata, Lepidosauria, Squamata, Anolidae.